UCUUCACUGGGCGGCGAAGAAGAGCCUCUCCCUGCCCUCUGUAUCUGUACUAAGAAAUGGCGGCGUCCGUGUGCCGAGUCGGGAGCACCGUGGGUCGAGCCCUUGCCAAAACCCGCAGUCCCAUCCUCCUGUCUUUGAGGCGUGGGCAGGCCUCAGUCAGCUAUGCUCAGAGCCUGGUGGGAGCCCCUGAGACCCGCCUCACUGCCUUGGACAAUGGUUUGAGGGUCGCAUCUGAGGAGACUGGACAUGCCACAUGCACUGUUGGACUGUGGAUCAGCGCUGGCAGUCGCUAUGAGAGUGAGAAGAACAAUGGAACAGGCUUCUUCCUGGAGCACAUGGCUUUCAAGGGAACAAAGAAGCACCCUCAGACAGCCUUAGAGCAGCAGGUGGAGUCAAUGGGUGCCCACCUGAGUGCCUACACCUCUCGGGAGCACACUGCAUAUUACAUGAAGACCCUGGCCAAAGACCUGCCCAAAGCUGUGGAGUUGCUGUCAGAGGUGGUGCAGAGCUGCUCGCUGAGUGAGGCAGAGAUCGAGCAGCAGAGGGGCGUGGUGCUGCGUGAGCUGGAGGAAGUAGAGGGCAACCUCCAGGAUGUUUGCCUGGACCUGCUGCAUGCCACAGCCUUCCAGGGCACUCCUCUGGGACACAGUGUGCUGGGACCUUCGGACAAUGCCAGAACUCUGACCCGCCAGGACCUUGUGGAUUACGUCAACAGCCACUACAAGGCCCCUCGUAUGGUGCUGGCUGCUGCUGGAGGUGUGAACCAUGACGAGCUGGUCACUUUGGCCAGAUCUCACUUCAGCGGAGUGUCUUUUGAGUACGAGGGAGAUGCCGUCCCGGUGUUGUCACCCUGCCGCUUUACUGGCAGUGAGAUCCGCAUGCGUGAUGAUGGCUUGCCUCUGGCACACGUUGCCAUCGCUGUGGAGGGGGCCAGCGCUGCCAGCCCAGACAUCGUGCCUCUGAUGGUGGCCAACUCCAUCAUCGGCAGCUAUGACCUCACCUACGGUGGCGGAAAGCAUCUGAGCAGCCGCCUGGCUCGCCUGGCAGUGGAGGAGAACCUGUGUCACAGCUUCCAGGCCUUUCACUCCUCCUACAGCGACACUGGCCUGCUGGGAAUUUACUUUGUGGCUGACAAACACUACAUCGAGGACAUGAUGCACUGGUCCCAGAAUGCCUGGAUGAACCUGUGUACCACAGUGACAGAGAGUGAUGUAGCCAGAGGCAAGAACGCUCUGAAGGCCAGCCUGGUUGGACAGCUCAAUGGAACAACACCAAUUUGCGAUGACAUCGGUAGACACAUCCUGAACUACGGCCGUCGUAUUCCUCUGGCCGAGUGGGACGCUCGGAUUGAUGCCGUGACCCCCAGGAUGGUUCGUGACAUCUGCUCCAAAUAUAUCUACGAUAAGUGUCCUGCUGUGGCAGCUGUCGGCCCCAUUGAGCAGCUGCCCGACUAUAACAGAAUGCGCAGUGCCAUGUACUGGCUCAGGUUUUAAAACAUGUUGCCGUUUCGCUCUGUGUCCUGUUAACUCCUCAUCUUUCUCCUCAGUGUUACCCACAUGUUUGAGUGACAGCACAGUCAGCCAUCCAUCCUCUUUCUUCUCCCUGCCUCCCUCUCUUAUCCCGCCCACUGAUCACUCUUAGUUAGCAAUGAGGGUGGCAGCCAGCCUGCACAUUGUACGCAUUGGUUACCUCCUGAUUUUAGUGCAGCGGUCCUCAUCACCUGGUACUAAUUCGGAGAGAGGAGGGGAAGAGACGGCAGACUUGAAUAUAAAAUGUCAUCUAGUGGACACAGUACAAUCAGUACUGAAUACAGGCAGUUUGGAGCAAGAGUAUAUUUAUAAUUUCUGUAACAUUUGUUUCUGUCCUCUAUUGUACAUAACAGAAGCUCUCAUUCCGACAAAAAUAAAAUACUGUAAAACACUGA
This is a messenger RNA of Toxotes jaculatrix (banded archerfish), 1924 nucleotides long. It is a transcript of the gene uqcrc1, whose product is annotated as cytochrome b-c1 complex subunit 1, mitochondrial. NCBI's taxonomy places the organism in Eukaryota, Metazoa, Chordata, Actinopteri, Toxotidae. Gene Ontology annotation, molecular function: metal ion binding. The record is from RefSeq and is a predicted model, not a curated record. Gene Ontology annotation, cellular component: mitochondrion. The transcript has 13 exons. Bases 57 to 1493 code for a protein of 478 amino acids.